AUGGGGCGUGUUGACAUUCCUUUGGCUUCCGUCGAAGAAGACGCAAAGGAACUCCCUCGAUGUGCCUGGUGUGGCGACAUCUCCAGGAGUGUCUGUGGCUACUGCAAGGUCAGGGCAUAUUGCGGCUUGGAAUGUCAGCAGAACGACUGGAAGUCUGGGCACCAGACGGCAUGUUCCCGAGUGGCACCGCCUGUGGCUAAAGCGGAGGACACGGACUUCCAGUUCUAUGAGGUGCCCUACGUCGUGCGCUGGGCCAUCAACCUGGAGCGGUGGCGGAUGACAGCGGACAGCCGAGAGUAUGCGUUCCUGCUCAGCCGCAUUCCCGACGAUGAUGCCAGAAAGCGCAUUGCUUCUUCGAAGUCCUGGAGUGCGCUGAAAGUUUCCCUGGCCCAGGAGCUAGCGGUGCGUCGGAUGGCCGAAGUGCUCACCCAGGCCAUCUGGACGAAGGUUCAAUGGCGGCAUGACCCUGCCGCGGACAGGGAUUACUUGCUGCAGAGGGAAGAGUACGUUUGGACCGGGCAAAAGUAUCAAAAUUCCAACCGAAGGUUCCCCAACUUCAACUUCUCCAUGAUCGAGACAGACACCCACCUGUUCCUGGUCACGCAUCCGCUGGCCAUCACCGGCAUCUACGCGAGUGGGCCCUUGGCUGACUCCAUGCCGGACCCGAGAGAAGCCUUUGCUGAGGAGCUGGCUGCUGCCAAGCUGCACACGGAGCAAAAACAGCCACAGGUUCAGUCUCCAUCGCCCGCAUCAGCUGGACCUGCAGCCGGUACCAGUGAGGAGUUGGAGGAGGACUCGCGGAUGCUCGGGGAUGCAGAACUGUGUGCCAGCCAGAAGAGGCGCAGCAACGACGUGAGCGCCUUCGCCAUGUCCACUGCUCGGCAUGCUGAACCUCUUCAGCUUGAACCAAGCAUCACAAGCAUGUGA
Molecule: messenger RNA, 927 nt
Organism: Symbiodinium natans
Lineage: Eukaryota; Dinophyceae; Suessiales; Symbiodiniaceae
Source: the annotation of a GenBank genome assembly